AUGGCUUCAAAGGUCUCAUGCUUAUACAUUCUGACAGUAGUUUGUUGGGCAAGUGCUCUUUGGUACUUAAGUAUAACUCGUCCUACUUCUUCCUACACUGGUCACAGACAGAUCAGUAGCAUAUCUAUAGCCAGAAAAAACGUUUCCUUUGGCAACAUAAGAACUCGACCUAUAAAUCCACAUUCUUUUGACUUUCUUAUCAACGAACCCAACAAAUGUGAGAAGAGUGUCCCUUUCUUGGUCAUUCUUAUCAGUACAACUCACAAAGAGUUUGAUGCAAGGCAAGCCAUUCGAGAAACAUGGGGAGAUGAAAACAACUUUAAAGGAAUUAAAAUCGCCACACUAUUUCUCCUGGGAAAAAAUGCAGAUCCUGUGUUAAAUCAGAUGGUAGAGCAAGAAAGCCAGAUUUUCCAUGACAUUAUUGUGGAGGAUUUUAUCGACUCUUAUCAUAACCUCACUCUGAAAACACUGAUGGGGAUGAGGUGGGUAGCAACGUUUUGUUCAAAAGCAAAGUACGUUAUGAAGACAGAUAGCGAUAUUUUUGUAAAUAUGGAUAACCUUAUUUAUAAGCUGCUCAAACCUAACACCAAGCCAAGGAGAAGGUACUUCACUGGUUAUGUUAUAAAUGGAGGACCAAUAAGAGAUGUUCGCAGUAAGUGGUACAUGCCAAGAGAUUUGUAUCCUGACAGCAAUUACCCACCCUUCUGUUCAGGCACCGGCUACAUUUUUUCAGCUGAUGUAGCAGAACUGAUUUACAAAACCUCCCUUCAUACCAGACUUCUUCAUCUUGAAGACGUAUAUGUUGGACUCUGUCUUCGGAAGUUGGGCAUUCACCCCUUCCAAAACAGUGGCUUUAAUCACUGGAAAAUGGCCUACAGCUUGUGCAGGUACCGCAGAGUUAUCACUGUGCACCAGAUAACACCAGAAGAAAUGCACAGAAUUUGGAAUGACAUGUCCAGCAAGAAACAUCUCAGAUGUUAA
This is a messenger RNA of Indicator indicator, 981 nucleotides long. It is a transcript of the gene B3GALT1, whose product is annotated as beta-1,3-galactosyltransferase 1. Gene Ontology annotation, molecular function: N-acetyl-beta-D-glucosaminide beta-(1,3)-galactosyltransferase activity. NCBI's taxonomy places the organism in Eukaryota, Metazoa, Chordata, Aves, Piciformes, Indicatoridae. The transcript has a single exon. Bases 1 to 981 code for a protein of 326 amino acids. The record is from RefSeq and is a predicted model, not a curated record. Gene Ontology annotation, cellular component: membrane.